Molecule: messenger RNA, 225 nt
Organism: Ectocarpus siliculosus
Lineage: Eukaryota; Phaeophyceae; Ectocarpales; Ectocarpaceae
Source: the annotation of a GenBank genome assembly
AUGUCUUCUGACGACGGCAACUGCGGCAGCGAGGACGGGGAGGAAUGCACGGGGGAGCAAGUGAUGUUCCUCGUCAUAUUUUGCUGGAUGAUGGUGGGGCUUGCCGUGAACUGGGGUCUGAUGAUUGUGAGUGGACCCAACGACCUCCCGGACGUCUAUGGGUGCAACGGGAUUUUACGAGCUGAUCGUGAUCCGGGGUGCUUUUUCUUCUUUUUCAAGGUAUGA